AAUUACACAACAAUACAAUCCUUUAUAAGAUGGUCCCCACAUUCCUUGAUGUUGUCUGUUACUUAAGAUUGGCUUUGCAAUCUUCCACACAGAUCUCAGAGAUGCAUGAUCAGAAGUACGAGCACUCGCAGACAUCGAACCUGCUGGCGAUCCUGAAAGAUAACUCCCUCGUGCGUGACAUUCUCUGGGAAAUUCAGAAAUCCGCAGACACGCAGGUUGGCCCCGGCAGCUUCUCGCGUAAACUGAACAUUAUUCCGGGGAAGACGCUUUAUAAAAAGUUGAGUGCCGCUUUGGCUCGACUACAGAUGAUGAUAAACCGGUUUCAAGACAGCGAGGCCGACAAGUCACUUACCCAGGACAGCAAAAAAAAUAUUGGCAUUAAACAGUCGUCGGAUACCUACAGGAGACCCAUUAAGUUACUCUCAGAUGAAUGGAUCGAGUGAGCGGAAUGCGUCAGUUGUUGGUCACCGUCGAUGAUAUGAAUCCGUGCAAAAAAAUAACUCUUGUGAGUGAUUUGUGUCAACAGUUUUCCUAAUCAAAGGAAACAACUAUAUUUAAACUACGAUUCGCCGUUUUGAGUCUGAACAUUAAAAAACUCAUAAACUUUCUGUUUUGCGCGCCACCUCCCCCCCACUCUAAAAUAAUCCAAGUUUUUUUUUAUUUCAACAUAUAACGGAGGGAAAAAGUAGUAAAAUAGGCUCAAAAUGCACACUUCGUAACACAAAUAACUACAGUUUUAAAGGGGGGGCCCCCACAUCUCCCUGCCAACAUUUCAAACCAUUCCACAUCCGGUUAAGAGGGAGGGACGAAUGUCAAAAGGUUGUGUCCCUAGGUUACGCCUCCUCUAAGGUCAAUUUCUAUAUCAGACCCUGAAGUCUGAAUACAAUGCCUCAUUGAAAACCCUCUGCAACGUUUGUAAUCUCAGAUUCAACUUCAGGAAUGAGUUAUUAAGUAUGUUAAAUACAACGCUAUGGAUGAAACUCGGAAUGUUUAUGUACAUAAAUUAUGUAAAUAUAAUUUUGACAAACAAUUUUCAUGUUUACAAAUGUAAUGUUAAUGUUAUACUAGAUCUUCAGCGAAUAUAUAUUAUAUUGAUACUUUCAUACUUAUUAUCAUCUAUUCGUAUUCAUGAAAUGUUUGAUAGUAGAAUUAUUUUUUGAGCUAUGCCAUUAUUUGUGUUUUGUUAUUAAUACUAUUAAAGUAUUAUUAUGUAUUAUUAUAACUAUAUUUUAUACAUUCAUGUGCAAUAAACGGUUGUUAAAGCAAUAUUGCUUAAAAUCUAUGUAAAUGUACAUUUUUGUAUUAAUAAAUUUAUUCAAUUUG
This is a messenger RNA of Mya arenaria, 1323 nucleotides long. RefSeq lists its product as uncharacterized. The coding region runs from base 30 to 443 and encodes 137 amino acids. The record is from RefSeq and is a predicted model, not a curated record. NCBI's taxonomy places the organism in Eukaryota, Metazoa, Mollusca, Bivalvia, Myida, Myidae. The transcript is spliced from 3 exons.